UCUUGUUUCAUUAUUUUUCUUUUAAUAAAAUAGUCUUCAAAGUUUUUUCGUUAGCAUACUCUGAUUUUGAACAAUGUCAUCCAUUUUAUAAAAUAAUAACACAGCUAAGAGUUGUCGAAUCUUACUCGAAAUUUCAAGGUGCAACUACCACUCAAUUUUCCUUUGUAUUAGAAAGCAGAACUGGGAAAUGUGCCUGGAAAACCAAAUCCAUCAGUCGCAUUAAAUUUGAAAGUUAGGUUGGAGGAGUAGCUACCCCUAGAGGGUUGCGUUGGUACCUGAAAGUUCCAUAUCCAAGAAGUUCAAUCGUAUUAUUUCUUCCACCACUUUGCAAUCUUAAUGUUAUACUGUUACAACUUUGAAAGGAAAAAUCAGCAAUUCGAUUAGCCGAAAAGAUUGAUGAAGAUGAAGCAAAUCGAGCAGGGGAAUUCACUCUCGCCGCCACCUCCACCACCGCCACUUCCAAGGUUCUGGGAUAAGAAGGCUGUUCCGGAGAGCGUGACAAAGCAAGAAAUCGCGAGGUUCUGGUGUCAGAAGCGCAUUAACGAAGAGGAGCAUCUCCUUGCCGCUAUCAAGGCCGCAGCAUGUAUUCGAGCCCUCAAUCUCUCGGAGGAAGAUUACAGACGUUUCGAGGAGUCCUUGAACAACGAUGGCAAAGACAAUAAGGACAGCUCUUCUGCUGCCAACGACAGUAAUGAGAAGGCGAGUGACAACGAAAUUCGUGUUGGAAUCAAGGACUGGUGGACGAAAAGCAAGCACGCAUACUUGAACCAACCCGCCAUAGAGUCCUCCGUGGAUCCUCCGAAAAGGCAGACUUCCACAUUUUGCUCCGAAUUGUUUCGCUUACACGCCUGCGCGGCUCUACCCUACUUCUGUUGGUGUGUUUUAGACCAGUUGAUGAUCAUCAGAUGGUUCAGUUCAAAUGAAGGUUUACAGCCUCUGCAAGUAUAUUUAUUUUGGUGUGGAGCUGUGAUUGCAAAGCUUUGGGCAAUCUUUUAUGUUUCAGAACACAAAUUACACUUCAAUUCAAAAGUCCAAACCAGAUUGGUUUUUUUUUUUUUUUGUCAAAAAAUUAGAUUGGUAGCUCAAGAAUAAAUUUUUUUCUCCCAA
Pyrus x bretschneideri (Chinese white pear) is the source of this 1107-nucleotide messenger RNA. RefSeq lists its product as uncharacterized. The transcript has 3 exons. Bases 397 to 1092 code for a protein of 231 amino acids. The record is from RefSeq and is a predicted model, not a curated record. NCBI's taxonomy places the organism in Eukaryota, Viridiplantae, Streptophyta, Magnoliopsida, Rosales, Rosaceae.